This is a messenger RNA of Prionailurus viverrinus (fishing cat), 2725 nucleotides long. RefSeq names its product coagulation factor II thrombin receptor (gene F2R). The record is from RefSeq and is a predicted model, not a curated record. Bases 204 to 1487 code for a protein of 427 amino acids. Gene Ontology annotation, biological process: phospholipase C-activating G protein-coupled receptor signaling pathway; positive regulation of Rho protein signal transduction; blood coagulation. Gene Ontology annotation, molecular function: thrombin-activated receptor activity. NCBI's taxonomy places the organism in Eukaryota, Metazoa, Chordata, Mammalia, Carnivora, Felidae. The transcript is spliced from 2 exons. Gene Ontology annotation, cellular component: membrane.
GAGCCACCGCACACGCCACCAGACACUCCGGCCAGUGGGGCGACGCGGAGCGUCCUCCCUCUAUCUCCAGGCAGUGAGCGCUCUGCCCGCCCGCGCGUGCGCCCCGGCGGGCGGCUGGACCCCGUGGCGAGAGGGAGAGCGCAGGGAACCCGAGCCGCUCGGAGGCGGGGCCGUCUGCCCGAGCCGCGCGGAGCCUCGGGACAAUGGGGCCGCGGCGGCUGCUGCUCGUGGCCGCGGGACUCAGUCUGUGCGGCCCCCUGCUGUCGGCCCGCACCCGAGGCGGCAAUUCCGAGUCAAAAGCACCCAAUGUUACCUUGGACCUCCGGUCAUUUUUUUUCAAGAACACCAAUGACAGAUUUGAACCAUUCCCACUGGAAGACAACGAGACGAAAAACGGAAGUGGGUUCCCUGAAGACAGAUUAAGCUCCAUCAACAGAAGCCAUCGUCUUCAAAUACCGUCCUCUCUGCCCAUCUCGAAAGAUACCUCAGGAUAUCUGACCAGUGCCUGGCUGACGCUUUUUAUCCCCUCCGUCUACACUGGUGUGUUCGUCGUAAGCCUUCCUCUGAAUGUCAUGGCCAUCCUCGUGUUCAUCCUGAAGAUGAAGAUCAAGAAGCCUGCUGUGGUGUACAUGUUACAUCUGGCCACAGCAGACGUGCUGUUUGUGUCAGUACUCCCGUUCAAGAUCAGCUACUACUUCUCCGGCACUGAUUGGAAAUUUGGGUCCGAGAUGUGUCGCUUCGUCACUGCAGCAUUUUACUGUAACAUGUACGCCUCCAUCAUGCUCAUGACAGUCAUUAGCAUUGACCGGUUUUUGGCUGUGGUGUACCCCAUCCAGUCCCUCUCCUGGCGCACUCUGGGAAGGGCCUCCUUCACUUGUUUGGCCAUUUGGGCUAUGGCCAUCGCCGGGGUGGUGCCUCUCCUCCUCAAGGAGCAAACCACCCAGAUGCCGGGGCUCAACAUAACCACCUGCCAUGACGUGCUCAAUAAAACCCUUCUCGAAGACUAUUAUGCCUUUUACUUCUCAGCCUUUUCUGCUGUCUUCUUCUUUGUACCGCUAAUCAUUUCCACAAUCUGUUACGUGUCUAUCAUUCGAUGUCUUAGCUCCUCCGCCGUUGCCAACCGGAGCAAGAAGUCCCGGGCUUUGUUCUUGUCGCUUGCUGUUUUCUGCAUCUUCAUCAUUUGCUUUGGACCCACAAAUGUCCUCCUGAUUGUGCAUUACUCAUUCCUUUCUCAAGAUUCCAUGGCAGAAGCCACCUACUUUGCCUACCUCCUGUGUGUCUGUGUUAGCAGCAUAAGCUGUUGCAUUGAUCCCUUGAUUUACUAUUAUGCUUCCUCUGAGUGCCAGAGGUACCUCUACAGUAUCCUAUGCUGCAAAGAAAGUUCUGAUCCCAGCAGCUAUAACAGCAGUGGUCAGUUGAUGGCAAGUAAAGUGGAUACUUGCUCUAGUAACCUCAGUAAUAGCAUAUACAAAAAGCUCUUAACUUAGGGAAAGGGACUGCCAGUUAGUUGAAAAGAAAAGAUUAAAAAAGUGAGUAACCUGAGGAUUCUAUUAUUCCUUGCCAAAAAGGUAUUUGUGAUCAAAAGCAACACAUCUAUAAUUUGCAUGCCUCUUUCUUAUGAGAGCCAUUAAUCAUAUCUAUUAGUUAUAGGAAAAGAUAACAAGAAUAGAAAACAGUGUUAUUCCAAGAGUUUUGCCAGUGCUACAGUAAUAACUGUCAUUUUUUUAUAUAUUUAUGUGACUUACUAUGUAUGUGUGUAUGUGCAUACAUACACACACAUGUGUUUGUAUCAUUUGGAGCGCAGUAUAGAAUAGGCACUUUGAAACCCUGUCUUUUCCCCCCCUAGGAAAUAAACCCUAGUUUUCUGAUUUUAUGUGCAAAGUUUAGGUUGGUGGGUGAACGUCUGAAGAUGUUCAUCAAUAGGGAGGGAUUCCGUGGUUUGGACUCAUACGGCUUUUGCAAAUAAAUGUGUUUUGAAAUUGUUCAACAGCAAUGUUUAAGUUAUUAAGGGACAAGACUUAGCACUAUCUGUGUGUAGAAAAGGUUCUACUGUUUUUCAUUUUAAACGUAUCAAAGUUUGAAUUCUUUAGAUUAUGAAAACAGAUAGAUGUCUCACGCCCUCUGUAUGUAAAGCAAGAAUGAGCAUAGGUCCCACGAGUGACCUUAGGUUGGCUUUCAAAGUAGCCUGCCCCGGAUGGAGGACUCCAAGCAAUAGAUACAAAGCAGGGCCAUUUCAGACACGGACUGGUCACAAACCCUCCAGCUGAGCCUCCCAGAGAUCAGAACCAGGGCCACCACCCUUACUUUCUCCUCCUGCGGUUCCCACAAGGGCUGGCUGUGAACUCUCUUGUUCAUUAGAAUUUGGCAAAGUAGGUUGUACUAUCCCAGGAGAUAAUGAACGUAAAAGACUUUUCUCUGCCCAUUUUAAGAAUAGAGAAGGAGGUCCCAUUCACUUCCAGCAAUUAUCUCACAAGGACCAUUCUCAGAUGGAAACACUCAUGGAGCAAACAUGAACACACGUUGUGUGCUCUGGGCACAAUGAUGGGUGCUGGGCAUACAGAGUUGACUGCGACUGAGACCUGCCCUCAAAAAGAACGAAGUAGGGCGCCUGGGUGGCUCAGUCGGUUAAGUGUCUGACUUCGGCUCAGGUCACGAUCUCACGGUCCGUGAGUUCGAGCCCCACGUCCGGCUCUGUGCUGACAGCUCAGAGCCUGGAGCCUGCUUC